CUCGCCACAAGCAUCACUGUCGCUUGCUCGGACAGAUCGCAGUGCAGCCAUGGUAGACGCGGACGUGCCGCAGACAGAGGUUGCACCUGUGGCGGUCUUCAAGAAAAGGGGCGCCAAAGGCAAGGCCAACCUGAGGAAACGACCCGCAACGCCACCUCCCGCCGAAAGCGACAGCGACAACGACGACUACUCAUCUUCCGAAGAUGAGGCUGGGCAACGAGUGAAGCGGCGCAGAAAGAACGCGGCAGUCACAGUCACGUCGAAGAGCGGUACUGGCAGUAAUAGGGACCUGGUGGCGGCCAAGUUCACGGCAGACCGAAGCGCCCCGAUCACGAGCGCAAACGAUGCGACCAAACAGAGCAACUGGUACGACGAGGAUGCCGCCGAUGCCAUGUCGGCGAAAAACCUGCUCGGCUCGACGCGCUCUCUAGCGCAAGGGGGGCAAGAGCCUGACGGCACCUACAAGGGCCUUGCGAACCAAACAUCCUUCAUACAAAAGAACCCGGACGCGCCGCAAAGAAAAGUAGGCCCCAUCAAGGCGCCGACUAACAUUCGAACAAUUACCGUCACGGACUUCGCACCAGAUGUUUGUAAGGAUUACAAGCAAACCGGUUUCUGUGGAUUCGGUGAUAACUGCAAGUUCCUCCACAGCAGAGAAGAUUACAAGCAAGGCUGGCAGCUUGAUAAAGAGUGGGAGAAUGUGACCAAGGGCAAGAAGAAUCUGGGAGGGACAGUGGUGGCCAAUGCCAACCGCGAGCUAGCCAUGGACGACGAGGAGGAGGAGGAGGCGAUGCUCGAGAACAUACCCUUCGUCUGCAUCAUCUGCAAGGACGCAUACAAGGAGCCGGUGGUGACGAGAUGUGGACACUACUUUUGCGAGGCCUGUGCCCUCAAGAGAUAUAGGCGAGACCCGACGUGUGCUGCUUGCGGGGCGGGCACCAACGGGGUGUUCAACGGAGCCAAGAGACUCAAGAGGCUUCUCGAGAGAAAACGAGAGCGUGCGGCGAAGAGGAGACAGGAGGCGAUAGAAGCCGGCGAAGAGGUCAGUGACGAGGACGAGGAGGACGAGGCUUGAAAGCCUGCUCGCAUGGGAGGGCGUGGGAGCUCCUUGGUGAAUAAGGAAUUGAUGUCAUAGCAUAACGAGGCGUUUGUGUUUGCCAGAGUUUUCGCAUUUUCGCGGGUUUGAUCAGAGGCGACUGGCCUCACAGCGUGGUCAUCUACAGCCCCAAAUGUGCAGACUGUGAGUGAUGCAACCUAGUAUACUGUAAAUAUCGGCAUGAAUUCAUGUCAGCCAGAGAUGUGCUAGUAGAGGUAGCACGUAAACCUACAAACAACCGUCUAGCAUUGUUAGGG
Messenger RNA from Purpureocillium takamizusanense, 1353 nucleotides. It is a transcript of the gene CWC24, whose product is annotated as N-terminal methionine N(alpha)-acetyltransferase NatE. NCBI's taxonomy places the organism in Eukaryota, Fungi, Ascomycota, Sordariomycetes, Hypocreales, Ophiocordycipitaceae. The record is from RefSeq and is a predicted model, not a curated record. Bases 50 to 1075 code for a protein of 341 amino acids. Gene Ontology annotation, cellular component: U2-type spliceosomal complex. Gene Ontology annotation, molecular function: metal ion binding. The transcript is spliced from 2 exons. Gene Ontology annotation, biological process: snoRNA splicing.